Molecule: messenger RNA, 1824 nt
Organism: Engraulis encrasicolus (European anchovy)
Lineage: Eukaryota; Metazoa; Chordata; Actinopteri; Clupeiformes; Engraulidae
Product: meprin A subunit beta-like
Exons: 14
Coding region: 1-1824 (607 amino acids)
Biological process (GO): proteolysis
Cellular component (GO): membrane
Molecular function (GO): zinc ion binding; metalloendopeptidase activity; protein binding
Source: RefSeq, a predicted model, not a curated record
AUGGCGGUGAACAUUUUCCACACCGACUGGGCAGAUGAUGGUGACAUCACAGUGAUAAACAAAGGUUUGGACCUAUUUGAAGGCGACAUCAAGAUGGCGUCCACCAAGGUCAGAAGAAGAAGGUCCAUUCAUGGUGCAAAUUACCGCUGGACCCUACCUGUACCUUAUCACUUUCACUCUAGCCUUGAUAUGAAUGCAAGAGGAGUGAUUCUGAGAGCCUUGGAGCAGUUCAGACUGAAAACAUGCAUCGACUUCAGGCCCAAAUUGUGGGGGAACAACGAAUCACACAUUGUGAUCAAGAAGGACCUAGGGUGUUGGUCUCAGGUAGGAAAACAGGAAAAGGAACAGGAUUUGUCCAUUGGCUCUGGCUGUGAUACUGUUGCUAUAGUGGAGCAUGAACUUAUGCACACACUGGGCUUCUGGCAUGAGCAGUCCAGAUAUGACCGGGAUGAUUAUGUCACAAUUAACUGGAAAAACAUUGAAUCAGGUGAGGAGCAUAAUUUUGAAAUCAGGACCAAUGAUACCAACAGCACCAUGGGCACCCCAUACGACUACUCGUCCAUCAUGCACUACUCCAAAAAUGAUUUCACCAAUGGAAAUGGAGCUACAAUCAUCACAAAACUGCCACAGUAUCAAGAUGUGAUUGGUCAACGACGUGACAUGAGCCAUUAUGAUGUUGAAGAACUCAACAAGUUCUACGAAUGUACUGAUUCCAUCUCCUUUGUGGAGCACUGCAGCUUUGACAAUGAGGGAAUGUGUGGAAUGACAGUCUGCUCCAGGGCUUCAGCUGAAUGGCUGAGAGUGAGGAGAACUGAUGGAGGUCCCCAAUCUGACCACACUCAACUGGGCACUGACAAGCAGGGCACAGGUUUCUUCAUGCACUUCAGCACCAAGCGAGGGACAAUGGGAAACUCUGCCAUAUUUCAGACCAGGAGUAUGACACCUAAGAGAAGCUGCAAGGUUCAGUGUCUUGAGUUCUUCUACUACAAUACUGGGAGUGAGUCUGACCAGCUCAACAUCUGGAUAAGAGAAUUUGAUGGUGCUGACGAUAUCAAGGGAACUCGAAGACUCAUAGGACAGAUAAAAGGAUCCCCAGUUGAUUACUGGCAGCUCCACCAUGUUCCCCUGGACGCCUCCAAGACCUUCCAGGUGGAGUUUGAGGGCCGCAAGGGAUCAGGGUCUUCAAGCGGUGGCUUCUCUGUGGACGACAUCAACCUCUCAGAGACCGAAUGUCCCCAUCACACAUGGCACGGGAGAGACUUUGAAAGGCUGUUAAAAGCCAGCAGGAAUGUAACUGUACUCGCCAGCCCAUCGUAUUAUUCCCAUGAAGGCUAUCGAUAUCAACUAGCAUUAGCAUUUCAUCAAGAUUACGUUGUUGUCUUUGUCCACCUGGUCUCUGGUGUCCAUGAUGCUGGAUUGAAGUGGCCUUGUCACCAGAGACAGGUGACAAUUACAGUGUUGGACCAAAAUCCACACAUGCAGAGGCGCAUGUCGAAACAAAAGAGCAUCACUUCAAAUGCAUCACGGUUGAACUUUGAUACGUUUGGACAACCAGAAAUCCAUGGCACACUUGAGGGAUUUGACUUCUAUACCAACAAACUGCAUGAUGUCAGCACUCCAGAGAGUACACCAGCGCCCCCCAGUGGCAGGUGUAAAAACAUCUUUUCUGUCACAUGCUACAAGGUGGAGAUUGCGCCGGGGGUUCUCUUCAUAUCUGCAUGGUUGCCUUUCCUCAUUGGGAUGCUGUUUGUUUACUGUUGCUGCAGAAAGAAGCCGCAGAGUGUGCUAUCUGCUGAAAAUAUGUUGUUCAUGCCGGAGAUGUAA